UACACUUCACUCCAACUUAGCCUUUCAUCUUUUAUUGCUAAUCAGCCCUUCCUAAAAUGCAUCAUCUUUGCUUUGGAUCCUUCUUCUCCUCUUCUUGGGGUUUGAGCUUUCUUCCUUUUUAGUAUUUUUUAACUUUUUUUCAAGUUUUUUUUAGUUAGUGAAGCUUUUCUUGUUACUUGAGGUAUGGAGAUUUUGAAGAUGGACACUCUUCUGAUGUGCAUUUUCUUUAAAAAUGAGGCCUUUAUUAUGUGCAGAGUGAAAGCUUUGUUCUUCGGCUAAAUCAAACUGUGGAGAACUGAUAUUACAUUUUGGGAUUUGAAUUUGUUAUGCAUUCAAGCUAAUUUUCAAGAACCAAUUCAAUUUGACUGUACUGAAGGAAUGGGCUGUGUAGCGUCAAAAAUUCAUAAGGAUGGGAGGGUGCAGGUUUGCAAGGAAAGAAAGAGGCUAAUGAAACAACUGGUAGUGAAUCGAGGAGAGUUUGCAGAAGCCCAGCUGGCUUAUCUGAGAGCUUUGAAGAAUACUGGGGUAACCCUUAGGCAGUUCACCGAGUCAGAGUCAUUAGAACUCGAAGAUACCUCUUAUGUGCAGGCAUUGCCUCCUUCGCCGCCUCUUCCUUUGCCUCCGUCUCCUCCGCCACCCCCUCCCUUUAGCCCGGAUUUAAGAAAGUCCACUGAUAAACAGAAAGAAGAUAUUGAUAGAGAAGAAAGCAUGAGCGUUAAUGAAGAUGAUUGUUGUACCCCACCACCUCCUCCGAUUGUAAGUUCCUCGUGGAAUAUUUGGGAUCCUUUCGAGGUGUCUUCUUUACAGCAGCAGGAGAAGAGCAAAGUUGAACCAGCUUUGGAGGACGAAAAUUGGGCUGAAACUAAGACAGAAUUUGAAGAAGAAGACUGGGAGGAGGUGAAUGUUGGGAGUGUGGUUUCAAGUUCACUUCCUCAGCAGCAGAAACAGCAGCAGCAGCAGCUGCCUUUGAAACUAGUCGACGAUGACUCAUCAGUGGCGAGUUGGUGUACUAAAGAUACUACAGAUGGGGUGAUGGUAAACUUGAGAAACAAAAAGACAUUGGAGGGUAUUAUUAAGGAGUUAGAUGAUUAUUUUCUUAAAGCUUCAGCUGGAGGGAAAGAAAUAGCUGUUCUUAUGGACAUAUCCCAAGGGGACACUUCUCUACGUCAGUUUUCUAAUGAAAAUAAAAGGAAGAGGAGUAACUCUGCAAAGGUCUUCAGUGCAUUGUCAUGGAGCUGGUCUUCUAAGUCACUUCAGUAUCCCAAAGACGCUUUUGAGGUUUCUAAUUCUAAUGAACCAUGCAAACCUGGAGCACAUAGAAUCACACUUGACAAACUAUAUGCUGCCGAACAGAAACUUUAUAAAGAAGUGAAAGAAGAAGAAAUGGCCAAAAUAGAGCAUGAGAAAAAGUCCACGUUACUGCAAAAACAAGAAGAAGAAAACCAUGACUGGUCCAAGACCGAUAAAACUCGAUUUAGUGUAGAGGGGUUGGAGACUGACAUUAGUCGCCUGCAGCAUUCCAUAAGCGGGACUUGUUCAUCUAUAGUGGAACUCAUUGACGAGGAGCUGUACCCUCAGCUUGUUGCAUUAACUUCCGGGCUAAAAAGUUUGUGGAGAACGAUGUACGAGUGCCAUCAAGUGCAGAACCAUAUCGCCCAGCAAUUAAGUCAUCUUACUGAUAGCCAAACUCCAGACUGUACUACUGACUAUCAUCGUGAGGCCACAGCUCAACUUGAGUCGGAGAUUGUCUCCUGGCUCGGAAACUUUUGCAAGCUCAUGAAAUCUCAACAGGAGUAUGUAAGAACUCUCUUUGGAUGGAUCCAGCUCACUAACUGCCUAGCAGACGACAACCAACAGAAUGGAUACUCGUCUGCAGUUCGUAGACUCUGCGAACAUUGGCUACUUAUCUUUGAUAGGUUACCUGAUAAGAUAGCAUCAGAGGCCAUUAAAAGCCUUUUGACUGCCAUCCAAGCCAUAAUGUUGCAGCAGGACGAGGAAUACAACCUACAGAAAAAAUCUGAUAAACUCGAGAAAAGAUUGGAGAAAGAGUUAUUCUCACUCGCUGAAAUGGAGAAAAAGGUUGAUUGGAACUUUGCUGCCGGAGAUAUGCAACCCGACUUAAGUCCUAAACAUCCCUUGUCAAUCAAACGUGCAAAAACUGAAGCCUUGAAGAAACGGGCUGAUUCAGAGAAGUUGAAAUAUCUAAACUCGGUCCAGGUUACCGGAGUUAUGACUCUAAACAACCUGAAAACAGGCCUUCCGAAUGUGUUCCAGGCAUUAAUGGGAUUUUCGAGUGCUUCUGCUCAGGCAUUUGAGGCUGUCCUCAGCCACAGCAUGCCUGCAGUUGAUUGUGAUGCCGCGGAAAGCUCAGUGAGCGAAAAUCAUUAGAGAAGUGCAAUGAAGAGGGGAACUAGUUACCGUGUCGAACAGAGAUGCUGAGAGUUAAAGUAUGGAGUUAUAUUCUAAUUAAUUUUGUUUAUAGUAGCAGAAUUUAAUUUGUUUGUCACGAAAUUCUCACACUUGAGAAGCACAGCACCUGUACACAGCAUUCAGAUGUAACAUUUCUUAAGAUUAUUAGUGAAUUGUAUCAGUUA
Mercurialis annua (annual mercury) is the source of this 2594-nucleotide messenger RNA. RefSeq names its product protein ALTERED PHOSPHATE STARVATION RESPONSE 1. The transcript is spliced from 7 exons. Lineage: Eukaryota; Viridiplantae; Streptophyta; Magnoliopsida; Malpighiales; Euphorbiaceae. Bases 379 to 2388 code for a protein of 669 amino acids. The record is from RefSeq and is a predicted model, not a curated record.